Messenger RNA from Leishmania braziliensis MHOM/BR/75/M2904, 1176 nucleotides. Its product is annotated as putative protein kinase. Gene Ontology annotation, cellular component: cytoplasm; nucleus. Gene Ontology annotation, molecular function: ATP binding; protein serine/threonine kinase activity. Bases 1 to 1176 code for a protein of 391 amino acids. NCBI's taxonomy places the organism in Eukaryota, Euglenozoa, Kinetoplastea, Trypanosomatida, Trypanosomatidae. The record is from RefSeq and is a predicted model, not a curated record. Gene Ontology annotation, biological process: protein phosphorylation; intracellular signal transduction. The transcript has a single exon.
AUGCAGAAAUAUCAAAUCCUAGGCAAGAAGGGCGAGGGUACCUUCAGCGAGGUGCUUCGCGCCCAGGACAUCAAGACGCAGCAGUAUGUAGCCAUUAAGUGCAUGAAAAAGGCUUUUAAGUCCAAGGAGCAAGUGAACCGACUGCGUGAGAUUCAAGCUGUCCGGCGGUUACAGCCACAUCCAAACAUUGUAGACUUGAUAGAGGUACUCUUUGACCGUAGUACCGGCCGCCUCGCGCUUGUCUUGGAGCUGAUGGAUAUGAAUCUCUACGAGCUCAUCAAAGGGAGGAAGCAGUAUCUCGGUGAGGAGAAGGUGCGGUCCUAUAUGUAUCAGCUGCUGAAGGGUCUCGACCACGCUCACCGCAUCGGUGUUUUCCAUCGCGAUAUCAAGCCGGAGAACCUUCUUAUCGACUCCGAGGGCCGUCUCAAAAUUGCUGACUUCGGCUCUUGCAAGGGUGUCUACUCGAAGCUGCCGCUCACGGAGUACAUCUCCACCCGGUGGUACCGCGCCCCCGAGUGCCUGCUGACGGAUGGCUACUACAACUACAAGAUGGACUUGUGGAGCGCUGGGUGCGUCUUCUUCGAGAUCAUUGCCCUCUUCCCUCUCUUCCCCGGCAGCAACGAGCUGGAUCAGGUGCACCGCAUCCACAACGUCCUGGGCACCCCACCGACGGAGAUUCUCGAUCGCCUGAAAAAGUUUGGCACGCAUAUGGACUACGACUUCCCCAAAAAACAAGGGACUGGGCUGGCGAAAUUACUGCCACAUGUUUCCCCAGAGGCAUUAGACUUGAUGAAGAAGCUGCUCACAUAUGACGAGGAGCAGCGUUGCACUGCAAAGGAGGCACUGCGACACGCGUAUUUUAGCAAACUGCGCGAGGCCGACAAGAAAAGUCACCAUCUUAAGCACAGUGCCGGCGUCAGCAGACUGUCGACUGUCACGGAUGAUCUGCACGCCUCGAUCGGUCUCAGCAGCAGUCCUCGCAAAGCUGCCAACGGAAUGCCCUCGCUGAGCAGCACGCUGACGGCAAGUCGCAAACUGCCGGUGAUCGACGGGGUGUCACCGAAGUCAUGCACGUUUGCCUCCAGUCAAAGCGUGCAGCACCAAGUGCACGUGGUGGUAGCAACCUCCACCUCGGGUGACGAUCUGAAUGCGCAAAACCUACCAAAGCUGACGUAG